AUGCCUGCACACGUCUGGAGUGGGGGUGAGGGUUGCGGUUUAACCACGGAAACCGCUGGAGCACCUCUCACAUGGGAAGAGGCUCUUAUUCACCAGUUUGGUGCAAAGACACGUGGAACUCAGCCAACAAGCAGCUACGGCUACCUACGGCCGUCCAUGGAUGCGGUGAAGAAAAGAAGCCUAAAAAGAGCCAUCAAACGUGCCCAGCGCGAUGGCACCUGCUGGUACAGAGGCAAAUGCUACACGGCUGGUGACUUCAAAACGACUGCUGUGCCUGCAGCAACUGCUGCUGAUCAUGCCCAUGUAAAGCCGAGACCCACUCCUGCGGUCUCUGAUCAAUCCAAAUGCAACGCCCGACAUCAGAAUAAGCGCUACCUGCGCUAUUUGUGUUGGAACGGAGGUGGCCUGAGCCAACAUCGCCUGGACGAACUGAAACUCUGGUGUCGAGGUCAAUGCAUUGACAUUUUGAUUAUCCCGGAGACCAGAUGGCAAUUUUCCAACGAGUGGAGUGAUCCUCAUUGGAUGCAUGAGAUUUCAAUUGCAGCCUUCCUGCGGCUCAUGGCCACGUGGGAUGUGAUGGCUUCCUAUGGCAUCGGACUCAUCAUCAGGUUGAGAAGGCAUUGGAUUCCACCACAAGCGACGGACACCACAUCAGGCAUCUCUGCACAACAACGGGCUGCUGGCAGACUGGCCCAUGCUGCACAAACCAAAGAGUGGCACGAGUUCAUGACGGCCUCAGCUGAGCGUAUUGAUGCCUAUCUUGCCCAGGCUGAUCCAAGGGAUCCCAACCUUUUUUCUGAAUUGCAUCAGAUUGCAGGGAAUGUUUUCAAUGCUUCCUUUCCAUCCUUGCCUCGACAGACUGCUGACACCCCUGUGGCAAUCAUGCAUGAAUUUGUGCGCUGUACCUGGAAGGGAUCUCCAACUGUCCCCAAAGUGCCUUGUGACAUGACAGGACUUCCGUUCACCUUAGAGGAGCUCAGCCGGGCGCUGCGCGAGAUACCCAUCUCCAAGGCUGUUGCCAAGCCUUUCAGCCCUGGUCUGAUUUGGCAUGCUCACUCGCACCUUUUAGCGGGACAUUUGUACAGAAUUUUGCAACAGCUCUGGACGCAAGCUGAGCCAGUAGUCCCAGCUUGCUGGAGAGACGCCUGGCUUUUGCUCAUCCCGAAACCAUUGAAGAAACCAAGUCAUCCGGGCUCCUUGAGGCCCUUGGCGCUCCAGGAACCUAUAGGAUUGACCAUCAACACUUCCAAAUCAGCAAUUCUCCUCACCAUGGGUGGCACCAGCUACCGCCAUGUCCGUUCGGCACUGACCUCUCGCGAUCAUGAAGGAGAAUGGAUCAAAAUCAGAGGAUGCGUGCAGGAGUUUGUGCUUCCGGUUGUCAAGCAAACCAAAUAUCUUGGCACCCUGAUUAGCUAUCAGCAGUUUGAACUUGCCACCACCAGACACAGAUUGAGCCUUGCAAAACUUGCCUUCAACCGCCUGAAGCGCUGGCUCACCGCCAGACGGGGUCUUGCUGCAGAUGCACGCAUGCGAUUGUGGACAACAUGUGUACUUCCAAUUUUGACAUAUGGCAUUUUCACUGUCGGCCUCACCAAAACCUGUUUGCAGCUGCUGCAGCAGACCAUGUUUUCGAUGCUGCGACAAGUUCAUCAUGAUCAUGCUUUUACCACAGGUAGGACACAUGCAGAUGCACUGACAUUUCAUAACCUUGAAUCCCCGCUGCGGUUGCUAUGGAGAGCUGCUGACUCUCUGCAUCGGUCUGUUACCAAGCCCCCCUUGUAUCGGCAUGCAGAUGAUCUGAGCACUCAACUGGAUUGGACACCCUUGCAAAGCAUGAAGGAUUUGAUCCAGCAUGAACUUGACCUAGGUUUGGUAGUCCACGGACCUGUGAUGCCAGGAGACGAGGCUGACACUGUGGCUUUGCGCACUGCCCGACCUGUGGCACCAUUUCCUGAGCAGUCGAUGAGCCAGCCUGCCACUCGGACUGCUGAUACCCAGCCUGCAGGAUCAACUUUGAAGUUGACCAAGCAUGAGAUGGAUGCGAUUCACCGCCAUGAGUUUGGACCCCGUUUGCUGACCCUGAUUCACCAGCGUCGCUGGCCUGACCUGCUGCGUGAACGGGCUGGUUGCUCAUACCUGUCCAGACACUGCCUGCUUUGCGGUCAGUACGUUGGUAGGGCUCAGGCAAUGCAUCAACAUGUGAGAAUGAUGCACAAUGCAUAUAGCUCCCUGGUGCAGACGAAGGCAACCCAGUUGACCAACUUGCAUAGCGAUGAAACACCAUGCUCUGCCUGCGGAGAGAUGCACCGCCACUUGCAACAGGAACACAAGCUGGUGAGCUCAGUUUGGCAUGAGAGCCGUGAUAGCUUUCAGGGUGAACCGGUGUGCAGUCACUGCCACAUGCUUUUCCAGACGAUGGAAGGCCUUCGUAGCCACAUCAACCAGGGGCGCUGCUUGCAAUAUGACCCAGAUGCCUCUACAAUGCCUUCAGCAGUCUUGAGCACAUGGAAAUCAGCUUGCUGCAAUGGACAGUUUGAGUCAAUUUUGUCGGACUCCCGCAACAGGAUGAGAUUGACACUGCAUUGCCAAUGCUGUCCCAAACGAUGCACUCGAUCUGCGGACCUGUCGGCCCACUUGCAAAGUUCUCACUCCAGCCUUUGGAAUGAGGCCAAACCGUUGGUGCACUACAUGGUCCAGAGGUACUACAAGACCUUGGGCUGCAUUUGCAACCCGUCUUGCAAUGUGGUUCGACUGCAACAUAUAUGCCUGCCAUUUUGGCAACUGGCAAUGCAAUUCCACCGGCUUCCCAUGGCCAUCUUCAUGCCGGCCAAGCUGACCAUGACCGAACUAGCCAGGGCUCUCCCACAGCACAUUCCUGCUGAUUUGCGCUGCACAGUGGAACAGGCUCUCUUGCGGUACGACCUUGGGACGCUCUGGACAGAUGCCUUGCUUUUGGAUGCCUGCAGCAGCACUUGCUUCUUUUGUGGCAUUGACCUGCUGGCGAUGGAUCUUUUCUAUCAUUUGCAUGAGGCACACCAGGGAAUGCAUCCGGUUGUAAAGACAUAUGUUGCACAACUGCUUCAACAUGCCAUGGAUCACAGUGACAAUGAUUGUGCCUGUUUUGCAUGUGGCCAGAUUUCAAUACACCGGCUGUUGAGCCUGCGUCCCAAACCUGCCCAUCCAGACAGCAGCUGGUUCAAGCUCACUUGCGAGCUCAGUGUCCGAGCAUUUUGCAACUUGCGUUAUUGCUCACACACGUUCAUCAUGGAACUCCAAGAUUGGCAGAUGGGCCAAGAGGGAGCCUUGAGCCAGAUGCUGCAGACCUUCCAAAACCUGGCGCCGAUGCUGGACACAGGGCUGAAGCUUUCUCCCAACCCAGCGGCGCCCAAACGACAACGCAGACAGGACGGGGCCAUAAAGCCAAAAGAAGAAAGCUCUCAGCAGGGGCACGGGCAAGACGCCCAUCUCGACCAACAAAAACUGCUGAUCCUGAUGGCCAAGCUGCUGCUUCGGGUGGACCGAGACUUGCAGGUGAUCCAUCGAGAGACAACAUUCAUCUUCUACUUCAGCUGCAAGGAUCCAAAGGGCGUUCUCCCACUGAUGCUGCAAGAGGCGGAGACCUGGCAUCAAGCAUCCACGGAGAAUGCAUCGACGUGGAAGAGACCCCUGCGCCAGGUUUUGCUCCAGACCCUGCUCACAGCGCUGACGACUCGGGUCCACAAGCUUCUGGAGGCCCCGGAGGAUUCCCCACUGAUGGAGGCGGCCAAGAGCUCCAGGAUUCUCUUGGAGAACAAGACCAUACCAUUCAUGGAAUGGAACCCGCAGGAACAGAAGCUCCAGGUCUCACAGAAGACGCCCGUCAGUCUGGCCAAAAUGAGCGAGCACUGUCUGGAACUCCAGGACGGCUUCAAGGAUCCAACCUUGAUUCAGAAGUUCCACUCACUGCCGGCAAAACCGGACUCAGCAGUGACACCAUGGAGACUUCAGAUGUCAUCCCGGGAGGCCAGGACCUACGAACUCAUGCUCCAUCUUGCGUACUCCCAGGUCUGGACGCUCUUGGCCACCAGUCUCAAGCAGCACAACCUGUACCAGAGUUCCCUGGCGGCCACCAUCGAGCAGAAUCUGGGACUCCGCCCCAAGGGACAGGGGAAAGGGAAGCAGAAAGGGAAGGGUCACAAGGCCAACCAGGCCAAACCAGUGGAUGGGAUGCACACGGCUCUGCUCCAUCCGACCACCUGUAUCUGCGCUCACGUGGACAGAUGCGUGAUGGGCCCAGAUAUGACAGUUCACAAGUGCCUGAGCAGGAUUCAGCUUGAUGAAGAGUGUUUCUUUCCGGUCUUUGCAGAUGGGACGAUUCAGAGUGAUUUUCAUGCCUACACUGUCAUUGCGGCAAUGGCUCAUCUGGGACAUGAUGGCUCCGGGCAUUACAGGGCUGCUUUGCGUCUUCGUCCCAUGGUCCAAAAUCACACAAAUCCCAUUCAAUGGCUGGUCACAGAUGACUGGCGUGCACCGGAGGCGGUCUGGACCCUCCAAGAUUGGUUGCUUGAGAAUGUGACGUUGGUUUGGCUGGCGAGAUCAGAUUCCAUUCGCCUGCCAUUUUACCGACAGGACAUGCAGCUGCCUCGAACCUCAGUGACUGAAUUUUUGGACAUGCUUACGGACCCAAGCACGUGA
This is a messenger RNA of Cladocopium goreaui, 4674 nucleotides long. The record is from the annotation of a GenBank genome assembly. NCBI's taxonomy places the organism in Eukaryota, Dinophyceae, Suessiales, Symbiodiniaceae.